UUUAGAGGGCUCCAAAUUCUUAGCAAUUGUAACAUCUGGCUUCUCAGUACUAUUUGAGCCUAGAUACUGGAAACAUGCUGAACCGAUUUGAUCCCGGAGCUGGUUUUUUUCAAUAUUUCUGGCACCACAGGAUCUUCUCGUGGUUUUGAUGGGUUAUUCAUUGGUGAUUAAGUACAUCCACAUAGGUUACGCAUCUCGUAGGAAACGAGCUAUUGGGCAUAACCGGUCGAUUUUUAUGCUUUGGAAUUCCGUCGGUAUUUCUGAAGAAGCCAACUUGAGUGUUCACGGGUGGGUUGACAGGAGGCUGGUUUGAAAAUUGGACAGGCUCGCUACGAAUUUCGUGAGUUCCUCUGAAAUAACUCAACUAUUGAAACAAAUAUGCGUAUUCUUACUGUCUGAUUUUCAGCAUUUCUCCAGAGUUUUUUGAUAGAAAUGGAUGACAUCUCUUCGGCGUACUCAUGAUUCUGUAACUAUAAUACACUUUAAUUUGUGAAAAGUUGAAAAUAUUAUGUAUGUGAGAAACUAUACGUCGCCGACUAAAAAAGAAAGGAAUGAAAUUUGGGAUGAGGAAGAAAACUACUUGUUUUUGUUUUGUACCGAUGGCGUAAUAUAUUGUGGUAAACAUUGACGCACUGUUCAAAUAAUCAGAAGCAAGGUAAUUGUUUAUUAUGUAUGACCUCAAUUUAAAAAAAAAUAAUUAAAAAUGAAUCAAGGAAAUCGCUAGACUUAUUUUUCAGGUCUAUUCAAACUUGAUAAGUUAAACGAAAAAAUUGUAAAAAAAAAUCAUUGUAUUUUUUAAGUGUGGGGUUCCAAUAUAGAAGCACUAAGAAUAUAUGCAACGUCAAUUUUAAAUCAAUUUUUGUAAGGAUAACACUAGAUAAAUAUUUAAAAAAGGCGAGAUAAAACUAGCAACGUGUUGCGAAGGGUUGUUCCACUGCUGUUCCAUUGCUAAUAGUUAGUUGUGAGAGAGGAAAAUGAUUGCAAAAUCAUAUGACCGCGGCGGAAAACUGGCAAAACACUGGCAAUUUUUUGGGAUGAGGAAUAAAUGAGGAACAAACAAUUUAUGAAAUACUUCAAAGAAAAAACAUGAAAACCGAUGAACAAGGUGAAGCGACUUUCUCGCACGGCAUAAUUUUCUGUUGGCGUUCUUAUUUUGAAAAAAGGCUAAAAAAGUAUUGGUUGGAGAAAACAUGAAAACUAAAUUGAUAUCUUUUCAAGUUUUUCACUAAAGCGUUUCGAAAUUAACGCUGGACGUGCUUUUGCCAUGAAUUAGAUCAGUGUAAUACAAACAAUUUGGUAUCUUACUGAUAGAAGUAAAAUCAGAUUUUAUAUAGUUCACAGUCAGUGGUGCAGAUGCCUUCUCAGCAACUCCAAGUAACAUCUCUCCCAUCAUCAGAGUAAGCAUCAAGUUCAUAAUGAUUUUUUUUCAGCAUUACAUAUGGUGUUUCUGUCACACGAAAAUGUGGUACUUGAACAUUUCUUUGUAACUGAGCUUUUUAGUCUUUUGUUAACAUGCACAUUUGUGGCCGGCUCCGAGAAACCAAUCUGAAUAUGAAAUUUUUAUAGGUGUGAGCAAUAAACACGCGUUGUUCGAAUAUUAAAAUGUGCCAUAUUACAUGCUCAAAAUUCAGAAAACCACACCCUAUGGCCAUGCGUAUCUAAAGUUAACAACAUCAACUUUUAACAUUUCUUGUAUUUUCAGCUGUCUCUCCUUUUUAACCACGGCGUCACAGGAAAAUUCUUGAAUUUCCAAAAAUAUAUAAUUUCCUUCAAGUUUCCUCUUGGACGUAAUUUGAAAAAUUCAAUAAAAGUGCAUUUUCAAUAUGGAAAAAAGACUUGAAGGGCCUAUGCGAGAGCUCCUCUUGGAUAUUUCCGACUCUGAAAAAAAUUGGCUUUACUAUUCAGUGGUAUCACUUUUUGUUGUGUCUACAAUUGGUGCAACUAUAUUGACAAUGUCUUUUUUAGUUUUAUCAAUACUUUUGUGGAGACAUUUCAAAUCGAUGAGAUUCUUCUGGUUUCUAACUCAAUUAACAACAUCAGCUUUUGUAAUUUCUGCUGCAAAUUUGUUCAUCAACAUUCCAGCUGCACUAUCUUUAUUUUCGAAAGAAGUAACACAAUCACGAAUGUUUUAUUUUGUGUCUUAUAUAAUCGAUUUUUGUCAUUACUCUAUUCUUUUUUCAAAUUUGGUAAUUGCCGUCCAACGUGCUUUUGUAUUUUUUCUCCGGAAUUUGACGGAUAGGUUCUUCGAGUCAAAAGUUAUAUAUAUUUGGAUUUCAAGUAUCUACAUAUUUGCUUUUGGUGUGGAAUAUGCAUUAAUGUUUUCAAAUUGUCAAUAUCGCUUUGGUGAACUUGCUAGAAAAUACCAAUUGAUUUGUGAAACAACCAAUUAUGCAAAUGUCGUUAUCACAAUGACAACCCCUACCGAAGUUCAACUUAUGGAAACUAUGCUUCAAAUUUUCCUUCCUUUGUCUAUACUUAUCAUAUAUAUUGCCAUAACUGUCAAAAUAAUAUAUAUGAAAGGCAGCACACUGAGCAAAAACGAAACUCUGAUAUUAAAGCAAGCUAUUUUUGUAUUUUUAAUUUUUCAAGCAUCGUCUUGUGUGUUUUUAUUUGCUCAAUCUGUUCAAAUUACAAAUGUUGGAGCUUUUUUAGUCAAGCGUUUUGUAAAUACGAUGGAAAUACUUGCCGGUGCAGCCACACCUUCAUUUUUCUUUUUCACAUCGAAAGAAAUACGGAAACUUGUUUCCACUAGAGUUUCAGCUGUCAGCUCACAAGGACCGUCGAACAUACAAGUUAGAGCUGCGAGAACUUUGGAGUGAAACAAACAACAUAAUAUUGACGAACUUCCCCUCGGAAAUAUUCUGAUGAAAGUCGCGUUUUUUUAAAUGUUUUCCUUGAUUAAAUCUGACUUUUUCUGUUUAUAAAACUCAAUUUUUCUGUGUAUAAACUUUAUGUACUUACGUACAGAAUA
Caenorhabditis elegans is the source of this 2971-nucleotide messenger RNA. RefSeq names its product G-protein coupled receptors family 1 profile domain-containing protein (gene ZC196.9). Gene Ontology annotation, cellular component: membrane. Gene Ontology annotation, biological process: signal transduction; G protein-coupled receptor signaling pathway. The transcript is spliced from 10 exons. Bases 1824 to 2819 code for a protein of 331 amino acids. Gene Ontology annotation, molecular function: G protein-coupled receptor activity. NCBI's taxonomy places the organism in Eukaryota, Metazoa, Nematoda, Chromadorea, Rhabditida, Rhabditidae. The record is from RefSeq and is marked reviewed.